Molecule: messenger RNA, 1209 nt
Organism: Triticum turgidum subsp. durum (durum wheat)
Lineage: Eukaryota; Viridiplantae; Streptophyta; Magnoliopsida; Poales; Poaceae
Source: the annotation of a GenBank genome assembly
AUGAAAAGAUGCAUUGCUGCCGUCCUGCUGGUACUUUCUCUCGCCGCCGGGCGUCUCGCCGCCGACGACCAUGUGGACACCAUUCGUCUUCCGAGCAACGGUCUUGCCGAUGAAGUAGCGACCGCGGCAACGGAGAUCGGCGCCGAGAAGAAGAGGCCGUGGAAGUGCUGCGACAGCCCGUUGUGCAGCAGGUCCAUCCCGCCGCGGUGCCGCUGCAUGGACGCGGUGGAGCAGUGCGACGAGGCCUGCACCCGCUGCGAGGCGUCCAAGUCCGACCCUUCCAAGCGCAUCUGCAACGACCGGUACCAUGGCUGGCCCGGCCCCAACUGCACCGAGCCCGACGCCGACGACGUCCCAAGUGGUGCAGGUCCGGUGGUCGUUGCUCAUCAAGAAACGGUGGCGGAGGAGACGAGGCCGUGGGGGAGGUGUUGCGACCGGCCCCUGUGCACCAGGUCCGUCCCGCCGGCCUGCCGCUGCCUGGACAACGUAGACCGGUGCGCCCCCACCUGCAAGAGAUGCGUGGUGUCUAUCUUUGACCCGACCGACCACUCCUGUGACGACAUCUAUCACGGUGAACCCGGGCCAAGGUGCACUAGGGCCGACCGCAACGGCGACAUCUCCAGUGGUGUUGUGGCGGUGGCGGCAGCCGCAGAGAUAGCCGUUAGCGACAAGAAGAGCAUUGUCGGCGGCGAGGAGAAAGCGAGGCCAUGGAGGUGCUGCGACGAGCCCAUAUGCACCAUGUCGUUCCCGCCGAUCUGCUUCUGCCGCGACAGGGUGAAGAAGUGCGCCAAGACCUGCAACAAGUGCGACCAGGAUGAGUCGGACGCUUCCCGCCACGUGUGCGGCGACUCCUACUUCGGCUGGCCUGGGCCAAGGUGUACCAAGCCAAACGACGACGACGAUGUCCCAAGUGGUCCAGGGGUCUCUGCUCAAGCGACGGCGGCAGUGGCGAGGGUCGAGACGGCGGCAGCGAUGAUGGCUGUUAGCGAGGAGCUCAACGUCGUCGACGGCGAGAAGGCGAGGCCGUGGAAGUGCUGCGACCAGACACUGUGCACCAGGUCUGCCCCGCCGACCUGCUUCUGCCACGACAAGGUGAAGAAGUGCGCCAAGACCUGCAAGAACUGCCUCAAGGACGACUCGGGCACUUCCCUCCGCGUGUGCGGCGACCCGUACUUCGGCUGGCCCGGGCCCAAGUGCACCAAGGUCUAG